This is a messenger RNA of Pygocentrus nattereri (red-bellied piranha), 373 nucleotides long. RefSeq names its product ribosomal protein L29 (gene rpl29). The coding region runs from base 89 to 283 and encodes 64 amino acids. Gene Ontology annotation, molecular function: structural constituent of ribosome. The transcript is spliced from 4 exons. Lineage: Eukaryota; Metazoa; Chordata; Actinopteri; Characiformes; Serrasalmidae. The record is from RefSeq and is a predicted model, not a curated record. Gene Ontology annotation, biological process: cytoplasmic translation. Gene Ontology annotation, cellular component: ribosome; cytosolic large ribosomal subunit.
GUCGCGUCUUUUAUUUCCCACAAUCCCCUUUAAGCUUCCUCUCUUCCGGUUGUACGUGCUGUUCGUGUAGCAGACAUCCUGAUUGAAAAUGGCGAAGUCUAAGAACCACACCACGCACAACCAGUCCCGCAAGUGGCACAGAAAUGGCAUCAAGAAGCCUCGGUCUCAGCGCUAUGAGUCUCUGAAGGGGGUUGAUCCUAAGUUCCUGAGGAACAUGCGUUUUGCCAAGAAACACAACAAAAAGGGGUUGAAGACCAUUGCAAAGAAGGAGGCUUCCAAAUAGUCAGGAGCUCUUCAGGAGAAUCAGCGAUGUACAGAUAUUGCAAAAGGACUUUGUACCAUCCAGAAUAAAGCCAUGCUUUGUUAAUUGGAA